CAACCACGUCACGAACGACACCACAGUUACUUCUCUCAACCUCAACCUCAACCUCCUCGACCUUCCCUUAUCUUUCCCCUUCAAUUCGUUUGUCUGCUCUUAAGUCGGCGGCACGACUUAUUACACUCUGACAAUGACAAUUGUUGGAUUUUUGUUUUCUUGAUUGCUGCCUCUGCCUUUCACAAAGUUCCCUGCUUCCGUAAAAAGUUGCAGCCAAUAACACCGGCCUCUUGGGCCUCGUUGACGCCGGCAGCCGUCACGGAAUAACAGAACGAUCGCCGUCCAAAUAUCACAACUACGAGCUCAUAUUCUCUGAUCAACCGACUCUCAUACCUUCCUUCCUCUCCUCCGACCUCCUCGAAAGGCUCUCGAGCCUCCCCUUCACGAUGCCUCUCUCCCAAUACUUUUCCAGUCCUGUCUCGUUUCAGGGCCGACAGAUUCUUGGAACGCUGGUAGCUCGCGACCAAGUCCCUUUGGUUGGAAAUGCAAUCGAAGUCCUGAAAAACAAACUUCCUCCGCAUUCCGGCCAUCCCGACUUCGGGCAUUUGACCCUCCUUGUCUUCGAAGCCGUACUCGAAGUCGUCUGCGUCAGUCUGCCAGGCUACAUCGUGGCGAGGCAGGGUAUGUUCGAUGCCGAAGCACAAAAGUUCCUCGCCAAUCUCAAUAUCAUGCUUUUCACGCCAUGCCUGAUCUUUCAGAAAUUGGCGUCCCAGUUGACCGCGGAAAAACUGGCUGACUUGGCAAUUAUCCCCGUCAUCUUUGUGAUGCAAACAUUGGUCUCAUACCUGGGAGCCCGGAUUAUUGCCAAGUUUCUCAAGUUCCGAAAGAGACAGGAAAACUUCCUCAUCGCAAUGGGUGUCUUUGGCAAUUCGAACUCUUUGCCCAUAUCGCUGGUCAUCUCGCUCUCCAAGACACUCAAGGGCUUACAUUGGGACAAGGUGCCGCAUGACAACGACGAUGAAGUCGCGGCCCGAGGGAUUCUAUAUUUGCUCAUCUUUCAACAACUGGGUCAACUGCUUCGCUGGAGUUGGGGUUACAACGUGCUCCUGGCGCCGCCAGAAUCCUACACCGUGGAAGAAGGUGGCACGAAACAAGUGGACCAGCUUGAAAGAGGUCGCGGCGCAUAUCGAGACGAUACAGACUCAGAUCAAGAACAAGAGCGCUUGCUGAGUCCAAGUUAUGAUGCCGAUCGAGAUAGCACUGAUGACUUUGAAGAAUACGAGGAUGAUCAGACUCAAGUUGGGACCGAGUCUCCGACAACGUCCAAAUCCGACGGCCUGAAGACUCCUCGUGAUGGUAACAAAUUCUCCGCGAGAUCUUCCAGGAAUUCCUCACACCGGAACCUGAAUACAUCCAGCAGUGUGCCGGAGCUCAUGCCUACCCCUACAAACGGGAUGGUGGCGCCACACCACGGGUUGAAUUACCCAGCUUGGCUCAAGACAUCCGAUAACAAGAAAUAUGACGAAGAAUGUGGUGGUAUUCAAGGAUACGUCAACAAGGCAAAGAACUUCGUGAGAUACCAUACGUUGAAGACCAACCAUGCCAUUAGACAGACUGCCAACUCAGCUUUCAACUCUUUGCCAAAAUCGCUUCAGAAGACUCUGUCUUGGAUGUCGAUGAAAAUCUCUCGAUUCUUCGCGGGACUCUGGGAAUUCAUGAACCCUCCACUCUGGGCCAUGUUAAUUGCAAUCAUUGUCGCAUCGAUUCCUGCAUUGCAACACCUCUUUUACGACAAUGGCACAUUUGUCCGCAAUUCAGUGUCGCGAGCCAUUGAUCAAAGCGGCGCGGUUGCAGUUCCCCUGAUUCUGGUUGUCCUCGGUGGUAACCUGGCAAAGAACACAGUUCCCAAGAAUCCUGUGGGUGCCAUUACCGAUCCAAAUGAAGAACGAAAGCUUCUCUACGCAGCUCUGGUGUCGCGCAUGGUGCUGCCCACGGUAGUGAUGGCUCCUGUUAUCGCCUUGAUCGCCAAAUACGUUCCAGUCAGUAUUGUUGACGACAAGAUAUUUGUGAUUGUAGCCUUUUUGUUAUCGGGAGCCCCCGUCGCUUUACAGAUUGGACAGAUCACUACUCAAAACAAUGUGUAUCCUAGCUUGAUGAGCAGGAUUCUGUUUCAAAGUUAUGUCAUAUGGAUUUUGCCCUCGACGUUGAUCUUGGUGCUGUUGGCACUGGAGACUGUUGAGUGGGCCACUGUGUAGAAAUUUGGUCGAUGGGAAGAAUAGGCGUUGGGAUGGGUUACUGCUCACAGGUGCGAAGUCGAUGCACGGGGGCAGCGAAACAAAACAUGGGUUUCUUCUUUUUUUUGGUCCUCAAGUAGCACUAGGCGCAAAGCGGGACUGCCAUUGGUGGUCUGGGCUUGGGAUUGGAUUGUAUCAAUAGUAACUCAGGGAGUACUCGUACAUGCACAGUGUACUCGUCUUAUCACAGAACAAGGUUAACCAAUACGAC
Molecule: messenger RNA, 2445 nt
Organism: Exophiala oligosperma
Lineage: Eukaryota; Fungi; Ascomycota; Eurotiomycetes; Chaetothyriales; Herpotrichiellaceae
Exons: 1
Coding region: 387-2195 (602 amino acids)
Biological process (GO): transmembrane transport
Cellular component (GO): endoplasmic reticulum; membrane
Source: RefSeq, a predicted model, not a curated record